GUGAAGACUUUGUGCCAGGAGCUGCUCAUCCAGGUGUGUGACCUGCUCCGACUGAAGGACUGUCACCUGUUUGGACUCAGUGUAAUUCAGAGUAAGAAUGGUUUACCGUUGUCGCUGUGUGUGUGUGUGCGUGUCUGUCUGUGUGUCCAUCAUCCAUGGCUAUGUGUGACAUCUCUCGCCUCACUGUAACGUCUGUCUGUCUACCAUCUCAGUCCCUAUCUCAGCCUGACUGACUGGGGCCCAUUGUCUCUGUGGUUAAAGUAGCCACUUACUGUGUGUCAUAUCAAAGGCAUAAGCCUUCCUCUGUACAGAAAGGUCCCAAUGAGUUACGCCUCAAUUCUCCAGAGGUAUGCAAUCGUGUACUUCAUCCUGCACAUUUAAAAGCAUUGGAUUUGUGUGUAUACAUGGGUUAGAGGGAGUUUCCACCACAGGCGCCGGUGGAAACUUAAUUGGGGAAGACGGGCUCUUAGUAAUAGCUGAAAUUGAAUAAAUGGAAUGGUAUCGAACACAUCAAACACACGGUUUCCAUGUGUUUCAUGCCAUGCCAUGCCAUUCACUCUAUUCCAACCAUUAUUAUGAGCCGCCAUCCCCUCAGCAGCCUCCUGUGGUUUCCAUAUGUCUCAUACCAGUCCUUUCCUUAUAAAUCAAUUAAGGGAAGUGAACAAGUGCACACUUGGGACAGAAGGAUGGAUAAUUAGAACAGAUAAUUAGACUCUCCUAGGCAGCCUUUGAGCAACCAUUAUGUCAGACAGCCAUUCUACUGACUGGGCUGAACCAGUCCCUCUGGUGCGCGCUCUCUCUCUCUCGUUCUUUUUCUCUUGAUCACUCUCUCUCUGUCUCUCUGUCAUCUUAAUCUUCUCUGUUAGUCAUGCGUGUUAUGAGCUGAGAGUUUCCCUGCUGAACCAGCAGGUUUGGCUCUUCUAUAAAAGCCCUUGGAGUGGAAAAGUCAAGGAUCAGAAAAGACUCUAAGUCCUGCAGAACAGAUGAUUAACUAGACAUUUCACCAGGCAGACUGACUGUAGAGUGAGAGAGAGACAAAAAGGAGUGAUGAUGACUGGUAAAUCAGAGCUUAUCUAGCCAACUGGUCUGCUCCCUAGUUGUGCUGGAGAGAGGUUGGGGUGGAGUGGGGUGACAGAGGCAUGGGGACAGAGUGAUGAUUGGUCAGUGCGAGGGACACAGAGGCUAAGGGGGUUGGAGCUGGGGCUGGGGGUGGAUGGUAGGGCUGGGGGUAGGGUUCGAGUGGGGGUGGAUAGUCACUGUUUGCCUUGUGAUUUCAUGCUGUUCAGACAAGCAGCUCAGGAAUGUCCCUAAGCCUCACUGGCUCCUGGUCAAUAGACCUGUCCUGCAGGGCAUGUGAUUGGCUCAUACUGAAGACCUGCAGGCAUGCCAUUGGCUCAGAGACCUGUCCUUUAGGCUUAGCAUUGGCUCAUUUCAUCUGGUGGCCAUCUGUCUGACCUGCACUGCUGCAACGUGCUUUCCUUUGCAGUUGCUUUCACACUGUAAAAAAAAUGACUCUUUGGAUCAACCUAAAAAAUUGCAUCAACUGGUUACAAGUAAAUGAGUUAGGUUUUCUUUAUUGAAAAAAAAACGACAUUUGUCGAAAAACAAAUACAUGAUUCAAUGCCAACUGUUAUAUUUGAUUAUUAACAACCCUAUAUUUGAAGUUGCAACCGACUUCUUUCAACACUCAACUUACUUUUCCCCUUUGAUUAAACCUAAUAAAUAACAUAAAUACAAACUAUAUAUAUAUUACACAACCCAUGUGUUCAUGUUGUACCAAAUACAUUGUUCACUUUGGAAUUACCUAUCCAAAUUUUCAAUUGGGUUACAAGCAGUUAAAUACAUUUCCUGUUAAUCAAGAUAUUAAGUUGGUUCCAUAACAUAAAAGAAUGACUACAAACACUUUCUUUACAUACAACUUUCACAUUAACUGGUUACAAUAUUGUCACUAAAUGGUGACCAUCUCAUCAAUGAAAACCUUUCCAGGCUGUUUAGUAUCACAUUACUAGUAUCACAUAUAUAAUUUAAGAUUCAGUGCUGGCAGUGAGCAUAUAAUCAUAAAAAAACAGAACACAUUACCUGAAAUGACAUUCACUGUCACGGGUGGCCAAAAAUAACAAACGGAAAGCCACGCCACAUAUAGGCCACGCCCCCAACUCUUUUGAUAGGCUGCCGCCACUACAUUGCACCUGCAGGUUAGCAUUUUUCAUCAUGAAUCUUGUUCUGGAGCAGGGCUCUCCAACUCUCUUCCUGGAGAGCUACCCUCUUGUAGGUUUUCGCUCCAACCCCAGUUGUAACUAACCUGAUUCAGCUUAUCAACCAGCUAAUUAUUAGAAUCAGGUGCGCUAAAUUAGGGUUGGAGCAAAAACCUACUGGACGGUAGCUCUCCAAGAACAGGGUUGGAGAGCUCUGUUCUGGAGGCAGCGCUGCAGAGGUCACUAGCUAGCACAGCCACAAAGUCAUGCACCGCUAUGCAAUGUGAAUGUGUAUGAGAUGUGUAAAACAAUUUAGCUUCCAUUCAAUAACAAAAAAUCACAUUGAUCUGUCAAAUUCGUCAUUUGAAUAUGUUGAACAAACCAAAGUGUAAUUUUGGAUCAUACCAAUCAGAAAAAAUACUUCAGAUGAACAACAGUGCAGUCCCACUUUUUACAGUUCAAUUGUCACCUGAUAUCUGUCUGUCAACCUGUAUGUCUGCUACACAGGAGUCAAUGUGUGACUCAUCGUGCUUUCAAGACCACUAGGAACUUGGGGAAAAAAACGAGGUCGUAUCAUGAUGUCAGUGAUCUUCAGGUCAGAAAGUCGGAGCUCUAGAAAGAGGCCCGAGUUGGAUGACCGUUCAAAAAUAAUUUUCCCAGUUCUCUUGAACGUUCGGAAGUCUGAGUUUUCCCAGUUCCAAAUUCCCAGUUGUUUUGAACGGGGCAUAAUUCCAUGCAUAUGACCACUCUGUUAUCAUAAAGUGACUUAGGUUAACCCAUAGAGUUAGAUAGAGGACUCUAGAUGGAUAAAACUCGAAUUGGCAUGGACAUUGCCAUUGAGGGCUUCCUCCAUUUUAAAGUAGUCAACUGGGUGGGACAUCCUAUGGGUUAAUGAAGGAUCACAUGAUUCCAUCAGGGUAAUCAGGAGGGAUCAGCCAAUGAAUUAUACUCGUGAUAAACACUAGGUGGCAGUAUGCACCCUUACAAUUUGUUUGCCAACUCAUAGAAGUAGUAGAAGAAGAAAAUUGACUACUUCAAAAUGGAGCUAGUCUCAAUGGCGCUGCCUGUGCGCUCACAGACACCAUAAUGGGACAUAUAUAAAGAUGAUAUCUCUAUCUAACCCUUCUGUGUGUCAUCAAAAGCAAUUUAGGUUAUCCCUGGGCCAUGUUCAAGAGCAUCAAAACCGUGAUGUAUCAUGCGUAAAUUGUGACUGACUGAUCUACAAAUAAUAUUGAGUAGUUGUUCAUGAUCCAAAGUGAUUUGUAGAUCAGUAAGUCUUGACUGGCCUUUAAAGUCGACUGCAAUGUCGAACGCGUCCCUGGGCUUGGUCGCGUUUCCCUACUCAGACGUUGCGUGCAUCAACCAAUGGUUGCGUGCCACGUGAUCGACUGUGCCGUCAGGCACCAGAUUGCUAGAACAUGUGGUUUGCCGAUACGUAAAAUAUCUAUCCAGGUGUUGUAAGAUCUGGCAUGCGUCCUCAGCAACACCUGGGCAGAGGAAUGCACCCAUUGUUUGACAUUGCAGUCGACUGCCAACUGACUGAUCUAAUAAAUUACCUUGCAUCAUACUCACUACUCAUUAUUAUUUGUAGAUUAGUCAGUCGCAAUUGACCCACAAUGCAUCACAUAUUGCAUCACAUAUUUAAUGCUCUCUAACACGGCCGCUUUCUGUAUGUGUCGUCAUAAAGCAACUCAGGUUAACCCUUUGUGUGUUUCCCCCUCCAGACAAUGAGCACAUCUACAUGGAGCUGGGCCAGAAGCUGUCCAAGUAUUGUCCCAAGGAGUGGAAGAGAGAGGCCAGCAAGGUGAGUCAAUCUGCAGCAGUGGUUCCCAACCAGGGGUACUAGGACCCCUGGGGGUACUUAGCCUAUCCACAGGGGGUACUUGAGAAGACUCAUGAGACCAUAGGCCUACUGGUCAAAUGCCCACUUCAGGGGUACUCCUGGCAGAGCAAAAAUCAGGUUGUGGUACAGUAACCAAAAAAGGUUGGGAACCACUGGUCUACAGUACAAGACAACAGUAGUAUCUCUCUAGAGACUUGGAAAAUGGCUUUUUAUUUAUUUAUUUAUUUAUUUAACCUUUUAUUUAACCAGGUAAGCCAGUUGAGAACAAGUUCUCAUUUACAACUGCGACCUGGCCAAGAUAAAGCAAAGCAGUGCAAUAAAAAACAACAACACAGAGUUACAUAUGGGGUAAACAAAACAUAAAGUCAAAAAUACAACAGAAAAUAUAUACACAGUGUGUGCAAAUGUAGCAAGUUAUGGAGGUAAGGCAAUAAAUAGGCCAUAGUGCAAAAUAAUUACAGUUAGUAUUAACACUGGAAUGAUAGAUGUGCAAGAGAUGAUGUACAAAUAGAGAUACUGGGGUGCAAAUGAGCAAAAUAAAUAACAAUAUGGAGAUGAGGUAGUGGGCUUGCAAGAUUACCCCUUUAGAAAAUAAAAAGGAAAAGCCGCACACUAAGGGCUCCGAUGCAAUAAUUGAUUUAACCAACGUUUCGAAAGCUAAGCUGUCUUCAUCAGGGUGUCAAGGUUUUCAAGAUUACCGCAACAGACAUAGUACAUCUUAAAUUCGAUGUGAGCAACUGCUUUUGAUUUCACUGUCAGGAUGGUAGUUUGAUAUUUUAUUGAUAGAAUGAAUACACUGUCUUGAUGGUUUGAUUUGCUCGAAAGUAUCCAAACAAUGUUUUUCAUUGGUAUCUUGUUGUUUUCAGGGCAUCGACCAGUUUGGGCCUCCCAUGAUUAUCCACUUCAGGGCUCAGUAUUACGUUGAGAAUGGGAGAUUAAUAAGGCAAGUAAUCUCACAGAGAUCCUAUAAAUUACUAUUAGCAAUAGUACUGUACUAUUUUAUUCUGAUAGAUGCUGAGACUACAGCACAAAUAGAAUGGAGACCUAGGCCGGGAUUCAAUCCAAGACUAUGUUGUAGCAGGCUUGUCAUUUAAAGGUCAUUUCCGAUUGAGCCGACAUCUGCAGCGUUUACCGUGAAUGCCAUCUCAUUUAAAAGGCACAUUGUCGACAGCUCUCUACGGAUUGAAUCCCAGCCCUAGUAUGCUGAGUUGUGUCUCUAAAGGUUGUUAUCAGUGACCAUUCAGCCAGGCACUACUACUACUGUCACCGAGUACUACCACUACUGUACUGUAGUAUAUAGAUAGUAGUACUAGUAUAAUGUCAUUAUGUUGACCCCACAGUGACUGUUCAGCCAGGUGUUACUGCUACUUUAGUACAGUACAAAGAUCUGUAACAUAAUAUUCUCUCUCCUCCCCUUUAGUGACCGCUCAGUUUGAUGGUUGUAGCCAUCAAUUGUCCCAUCACCCAUAUUAGCUAACUUAUUUCAUUUCAAACUUCACAUUUCUCUAGUAUAGGCUACUUAUCGUGAACGAUAUCAGCAAAAUGCCUGCGAUAAGUGAUCGGUAUGGUCGGUGUCGAUAAUUUUCGGAUUAUCGUCCCAGCUCUACCAGGUACUACUACUAUAUUAGCUAUGUAGAUCUACUAUGGCUAUAUGUGUCUGAAGGUUAUUCUCCUCUCUUCCACAUAGUGACCGCUCGGCCAGGUACUACUACUACUGGCACCUGAGGAAACAGGUGUUGCUGUCUCAGUGUAUCCAGAGAGAGGAAGCUUACUUUCUGCUGGCAGCCUUUGCCCUCCAAGCCGAUAUGGGCAACUUCAAACGCAACAAACACUUUGGGAAGUACUUUGAACCUGAGGCCUACUUCCCCCCAUGGGUGAGUAGAUCUAACCUUUUAACCCAGUGGUAUUCAAAGUCGGGGUCGCAACCCCGGGGGAACUGCAGUGGUGUUGUCAAAAGAAAAAGAUAAUUUGAAAAAUACAAUUUUAUUGAUUAAAUGUAUUUAUUGGUUUCUUUUCAUUUUGAUAUGAGAUGAAAAUGCAAAGAAUUGAAGGUUAUUUGUUGAUGUAAAAAUCGAAAUGUGCUGAUUUUAAGGUUGUGUCAUUAGAUUUGGGGUGCGGUGGGGCCGGAAAAAAUUGGGGUCCCUGCUGAAUAAGUUUGAAUAUCACUGUUCUUUUAUUUUACCCCCUUUUUCUCCCCAAUUUCGUGAUUACGAUCUUGUCUCAUCACUGCAACUCCCCAACGGGAUCGGGUGAGGCGAAGGUCGAGUCAUGCGUUCUCCGAAACAUGACCCGCCAAGCCACACUUCUUAACACCCGCUCACUUAACCUGGAAGCCAGCUGCACCAAUGUGUCGGAGGAAACACUGUUCAACUGACGACUGAAGUCAGCCUGCAGGCACCCAGCCCACCACAAGGAGUCGUAAGAGCGCGAUGAGCCAAGUAAAGCCCCACCGGCCAAACCUUCCCCUAACCCGGACGACGCUGGGCCAAUCGUGCUCCACCUUAUGGGACUCCCGGUCACGGCCGGUUAUGACACAGCCUGGGAAUGAAACCCAGGCUUUAGUGAUGCUGCAACACUGCGAUGCAGUGCCUUAGACUGCUGCGCCACUCGGGAGGCCGUUGAAUACCACUGUUCUAACCUAACUGGUACCACGUGGUUUCCCAGGCAGUAACAUGGAAGGGUUAGGGCCAAAGGGAAGGGGUAGGGAGCGAAUUGGGACCGGCUGAGUGUAGUCUAGCACACAGCCUAAAUGAAGGUCUAUAGUCUGUUUUGUUCAUCACUGUGCUCCAAAACUUUGAGAUGCUCCCUCAGUGGAGCAUGCCAGGAUAGCUGGAUCUAGGACACUAGUUUUAUUUUGGUCCCUGGAAGUGGCACACAGCAUGAUUGACUCUUUUGAGAAAGGAUCUGGAUGCGAUCCGGCAACUCCCCAUCUCAACUUGACCCCCCUCCCCUCUCCCGGACACAACGGUGCCCCACCCCUCUGUUUACCAACCACUUCCUGUGAUUAGCCUGUCGCCGUCCCAUCUCCAUUUUGAAGCCACAGGGACGGAAAUGGUUGUACAAUCACGAAUGGUACAUACACUGCAUUCGGAAAGUAUUCAGACCCCUUGACUUUUUCCACAUUUUGUUACGUUACAGCCUUAUUCUAAAAUGGAUUAAAAUAGUUUUUUUUCCCCUCAUCAAUCUACACACAAUACCCCAUAAUGACAAAGCAAAAACAAUAUAUCACAUUUACAUAAGUAUUGAGACCCUUUACUCAGUACUUUGUUGAAGCACCUUUGGCAGCGUUUACAGCCUCGAGUCUUCUUGGGUAUGAUGCUACAAGCUUGGCACACCUGUAUUUGGGGAGUUUCUCCCAUUCUUCUCUGCAGAUCCUCUCAAGCUCUGUCAGAUUGGAUGGGGAGUGUUGCUGCACAGCUAUUUUCAGGUCUCUCCAGAGAUGUUAGAUCGGGUUCAAGUCCGGGCUCUGGCAGGGCCACUCAAGGACAUUCAGAGACUUGUCCCGAAGCCACUCCUGCGUUGUCUUGGCUGUGUGCUUAGGGUCGUUGUCCUGUUGGAAGGUGAACCUUCGCCCCAGUCUGAGGUCCUGAGCGCUCUGGAGCAGGUUUUUAUCAAGAAUCUCUCUGUACUUUGCUCCGUUCACCUUUCCCUUGAUCCUGACUAGUCUCCCAGUCCCUGCCACUGAAAAACAUCCCCACAGCAUGAUUUUGCCACAACCAUGCUUCACUGUAGGGAUGGUGCCAGGUUUCCUCCAGACGUGACGCUUGGCAUUCAGGGCAAAGAGUUCAAUCUUUGUUUCAUCAGACCAGAGAAUCUUGUUUCUCAUGGUCUGAGAGUCUUUAGGUGCAUUGGCAAACUCCAAGUGGGCUGUCAUGUGUCUUUUACUGAGGAGUGGCUUCUGUCUGGCCACUACCAUAAAGGCCUGAUUGGUGGAGUGCUGCAGAGAUUGUUGUCCUUCUGGAAGGUUCUCCCAUCUCCACAGAGGAACUCUAGAGCUCUGUCAGAGUGAUCAUCAGGUUCUUGGUCACCUCCCUGACCAAGGCCCUUCUCCCCCGAUUGCUCAGUUUGGCCGGGUGGCCAGCUCUAGGAAGAGUCUUGGUGGUUCCAAACUUCUUUCAUUUAAGAAUGAUGGAGGCCACUAUUCUUGGGGACCUUCAAUGCUACAGAAAUGUUUUGGUAUCCUUCCCCAGAUCUGUGCCUCGACACAAUCCUGUCUCGGAGAUCUACGGACAAUUCCUUUGAGCUCCAUGCCUUGGUUUUUGCUCUGACAUGCACUGUUAACUGUGGCACCUCAUAUAGACAGGUGUGUGCCUUUCCAAAUCAUGUCCAAUCAAUUGAAUUUACCACAGGUGGACUCCAAUCAAGUUGUAGAAACAUCUCAAGGAUGAUCAAUGGAAACAGGAUGCACCUGAGCUCAAUUUCGAGUUUCAUAUCAAAGGGUCUAAUACAUUUGCAAAAAUGUAUAAAAACCUGUUUUUGCACUGUCAUUAUGGGGUAUAGUGUGUAGAUUGCUGAGGAUUUGUAUUUAUUUAAUCAAUUUUAGAAUAAGGCUGUAACGUAACAAAAUGUGGAAAAAGUCAAGGGGUCUGAAUACUUUCCGAAGGCACUCUUAGUUUGUUCUCUAACUGUUUCUAAAUGUAUGACUUGUUCAGGAGAAGCACCCCAAAUCCAGACCUGACACUGACUGUUUUUCUAGAGUCCAGUGGGAUUGGGGGCCCCUCCCUAAUUGCACCUUAUUUCCUAGAUAGGGCUCGGGUCAAAAGUGGUGCACUAUAUAGGGAAUAGGGUGGACCAUGCCUUUAGUGCCCAGCUGGAUGAUGCCUUUUGGGACGUAAUAUCAGUACGUGAGACAUCUGUCCUCCCCUGGGCGGGGGGCUUCAUCAACCUCCAUUAACCCCACUGGCAAGCCUUCCUUCCUGCCUUCUUCUGCCAUUGAGUUGAAAUUAGAACCAGCGGCCAGUAAUAACACUCCACUGAGACGUUUGUAAGAGAGAAUUCCAUUUCAGCCUUUAUGUCUCUGUUGCUCUCUUCCAGGUGAUAGCCAAGCGAGGCCGGGACUACAUACUGAGACACAUCCCCAACAUGCACAAAGACCAGUUUGCCCUCACUGCCUCUGAGGCUUAUCUCAAAUACAUCAAGGAGUGUUCCCAGCUGGAUGAUGUCACAGUCCACUACUACAAACUCUAUAAGGUCAGCGGUCAACCUGGACGACACACACACACACACACACACACACACACACACACACACACACACACACACACACACAAUAAACUUGCCAAAAAAACGUCUAUCUCUUCCACAGGACAAAAAGGAAGUGGAGGCUUCUCUGACCUUAGGACUGACCCUGCGUGGAAUCCAAAUAUUCCAGGUACGAUAGUAAGAUUGAAGUGGGUGUGAUGGCUUAAUGUGUCUUGGAAUACACAGUUCAUGUGUAUGGUUUAGAUGAUGAUUAAUAUAAUGUACUGUAUGUUUCUGUGUUUCUUUUAGAAUGUGGGGACAGUGAGACAGCUCCUGUAUGAUUUUCCCUGGAGCAACGUGGGCAAACUGGUAUUCGUGGUGAGUAGCAGCAUAGAGAUAAUACAUACUGAAUAAUAUGAGUCAUGAAAGUCGUGACUUGAGUCCGAUUCGAGUACAAGUCCUGGACUCAAGCCCUACAACACUGAUAUAUAGUGCUUUAAUUUUAUUUAUAUGAGUAGAGCAUCUUCUCCAGUACAUCCCUCAUUCUUUGUUUCCCUCGUUCAUAAAUGUCAGAAGUCGGAUGUCCUUUGGCACUUAGAAGGCUCAGGGGAAUCCCUCUCUCUGGAAGAUCUGUUUUUUUUUUCACUCAUGAUUCCAGCGGUGGUGACACUUUGAAGCUUGGAGCCAGUCCUGGCUUAUGGCAGUGGUUAGUUCAGCUCUUGCGCAGGCUACAGUUGUGGAAAUAGUGACUCAGCGCUCCUCUUCUCUGUAUUACUGUUGGGUCUUCUCACCCCUGCUACAGCUACAACUAGGAUGUGUCCCAAAUGGCACCCUAUACCCUAUAUAGUGCACUACAAAGGUUAUAUGGUGCCAUUUGGGAUGCAGCCAUGACCCUCUGGAACUAAUCAGGGCUUUAGGAAGACUCUCCCGUUGGCCAGGAAACACACACUCACACACACACAUACAUGCACAUACAUCCACGCACACCCACAUAAUAGCAUUAUCUCAAUUGCUUGCCUGUCUCGUUGAGUCUUUUCUCUCUUUUCUCCAUUUAGUUCUUAACAGACCAGAUUUAUGUGUUUAUUUUCCCUUGAAGAAAGCUAGUUAGUCUUCCUAUCUUUAUUUGUCUGUCCUAAAGCUGAGCAGUAAGCAUGGCACGACAGUCAGCUAAUUCACUUCACUACCAUAGGGUCUCUGUUAUCAGAGAGAGCAGCUUACCAUGUCUCCAUUUCUCAGUCUUAAGCAGAACACACACCACAACGAGGAACUGAUGGCCGAGUGCAACUGAGUGCCUCUGAUCAGAAUAUUGGCCAACAUUUUUCAACUAUUCUACAUGUUGACUCGCCACAAACAACCACUGCUCAUUGACACCAAGCUGCUGCUUUUACCGUGGCGACAUGUAGCCUAGUGGUUAGAGCGUUGGGCCAGUAAUCAGAAGGUUGCUAGUUCGAAUGCAAAGUGCAAAGUUUGUCAAAGUGCCCUUGAGCAAGGCACUUAAUCCUAAUUGCUCCAAGGUCAUCGUUGAUAAUGGCAGACCCUGGCCGUGACACCAGUCUCAGGGGGAGUUGGGAUAUGCAAAAACACAUUUCCAAUACACACUUGUACAUGUGUGAAAUAGGACAAAUAUAAGCACACACCAAAUUAUUAUAUUUUAACCGUUCAUCGAUUCAGUAUGUCCAAAAUGUAACAGCUUCCUUCUUACAACUAUCACACCGUAAAUGUCUCAGUGAAUUGGUUCCUCUAGUAUAGCUCUGUGUAAUGACGACUUAUACCCUAUAAUUUCAUCUAGUGGUACAGUCAUCAAUGCCACCGCAAUGCCGUGCCACUUACGAUAAGAGAUCCUGUUUUGUUCUGUGUAUAUCCCUGUAUAGCAUUUCUAUUCAUAUAGUAAGACUGAAGAAAGCAUGGAGUAAUGGUGGAUGUGGUUUAUAUGGGGACUAGAGGGGCCUCUUACAGCGGGGACCGUCAGUCACACCCUUCUUCUGAAUAACAGACUCUCUCUCUCUCCGCUGCUGCUCCACCCUGAGCACGUCAGCCGGCCCGGCGCUGCAGUGAGCGGGAGAGGAAAGGAGGGAUCGGAGGGAAAGAGGGAGGGAACGGAGGGAGGGAGGGAGGGAGGGAGGGGAGGGAGCGGAGAGAGGGAGGGAGGGAGAGAGCGGAGAGAGGGAGGGAGGGAGCGGAGAGAGGGAUGGAGGGAGCGGAGAGAGGGAGGGAGGGAGCGGAGAGAGGAAGGGUGGAGGGACGUGUCAAUAAAUACCACCAGAUGUUGUGAUGGUUAGCGGGUGGAUAAGCUAUUCUUUAUUGGCAGUGUCUGAGUUUUGAUGGUUACUCUCCGAGUAGAGUAGGGCGGGACAGGCGCAGGCUAGGUCAGCACUUCGGGGGUAUGGCCCUACAGUCAUUAGCAGGGCAUCUCCUACUCCAUUGUGUGUGGGCUCAGACUGGGAGGUCCAGGGAGGUCCAGAAAGACAUUUAUUCUGACAACUGUCACACUCUGAGAGGUCAAAUGGUCCUGAUCGUGCAGCUGGACGGAAUGAGAGAGAGACUAACCAGACUAACCUUUUAGUAAACUGAUAUCUGACACCGCUCCACUCCACUUUGCCCGUCCCUCUUUGUGUGGCUUUGGUUUAGACCAGGGAUCUGUUGUAGUUAUUGAUCUCAAAUGAGCUGGUCAGAAUGAUAGAUCAAUGUCUUAGAGUAGGAAUGCUGAUUUAGGAUCAGUUUUGUCUUUAAUAAGAUCACAAUAAAUAAGAUUACUUGGACAGAGGGGAACUGAUCCUCGAUCAGCACUCCUACUCUCAUCUUUCCAUAGAAGUGUCAUAAUAGUUUGUAGGCCAAACUGUUCAGACGCUACAGCCGGUUUUGGGAUGUCUCGUGGUCUGACAAACUGCUCUAGCUCUGCCACCUUUCACAGGAUGCGGGGGGAUUGUCAGACCAUGAGGGAUUUUUGUAUUAUGCUAAUUUGAUUUCAGUGGGCGCGCAGAUCGACCUUAGGGGGUUAAUAAUAUCACAAUAAAUAAGAUUACUUGGACAGAGGGGAACUGAUCCUAGAUCAGUACUCUAAAACGUUUGAUACAUACGGCCCCAGAGUGUAUUUAUGUGGGAUCGUCAUCGUCCGUUUACUAUCCAGAAGGGGCUAUUUUAGCUUUUCCGUGCUUGAUUAUGCAACCACUGUCCUUUUAUGUGCUUCUACUUUCCCCUCUAUGGGUAGCACGACCUCUAUACCCUGAGUGUACAAAACAUUAGGAACACCUUCCUAAUAUUGAGUUGCGCCCCCUUUUGCCCUCAGAACAGCCUCAAUUCGUCAGGGCAUGGACUCUACAAGGUGUCGAAAGCGUUCAACAGGGAUGCUGGCCCAUGUUGACUUCAAUGCUUCCCACAGUUGUGUCAAGUUGGCUGGUAGUGGAUCUCUACUCCGAAUAGCUCGUUCCAUCUCAUCCCACAGAUGGUCAAUUGGAUUGUGAUCUGAUGGCUGGGCAGGCCACUGCAGUAAGCUGAAUUCACUGUCAUGUUCGUGGAACCAUCCCGGGACAAUCCUAGCCUUGUGGCAUGGGGCAUUAUCCAACUGAAAAACUAAAUUCACAGAUGGAUACACUACUGCCAUGAGGGGAUGCACCUGAUUGACAAUGAUGUUCAGAUAUCCUGUGGCAUUCAAACGUUGCUCCACUUUUAACAAGGGGCCCAAUGUGUGCCAUGAAAACACAUCCCACACCAUCACACCACCACCACCACCAGCUUGCAAUGUUGACACGUGGCGUGAUGGAUGCAUGUACUCAUGUGGUUUUCUCCAUACCCUAGUACUACCAUCAGUGUGAAACAGCAGGAACCGGCAUUCAUCAGACCAGUCAAUGUUUUUCCAAUUCUCCAGUGUCCAGUGUUUUCCACAGUUUCUUGAUUUUUGCUGAAAGAAGUGGAACUGUGUAAGGUUGUCGGCUGCCAUACCCCAUUCGUGUCAAGGUACGAUGAGUUGUGCAGUCUUUUAUGGGUAUUUGGGCACCAAUGUUGUACUGGACUGUCAGUUGACUAACUGUAGCCCAUUUGCCCAUUUGUCACCGGUGACGUGUUAGCCUCCUUUGUCUUCUUUCAUCAGUGACCUGUUUCCGACCACUGGCCUGCCGUUGGCUGGAUCUCCUUUGGGUGGUGGACCAUUCUUGAUACGCACGGGAAACUGUUGAGCAUGAGAAACCCAGCAGCUUGGCAAUUCUUGACACACUCAAACCGCUGCGCCUGGCACCUACUACCUUACCCCGUUCAAAGGCACUUAAAACAUUUGUCUUGCCCAUUCACCCUCUGAAUGACACAUACACAAUCCAUGUCUUAAUGGUCUCAAGACUUAAAAAUCCUUCUUUAACCUGCCUCCUCCCCUUCAUCUACACCGAUGAAAGUAGAUUUAACAGGUAGCUAAGUUGGUAGAGCAUGGCGCUUGCAACGCCAGGGUUGUGGGUUCGUUUCCCACGGGGGGACUUUAUGAAAAUGUAUGCUCUGGAUAAGAACGUCUGCUAAAUGACUAAAAAUGUUUUUUUUUAAAUGUAAAAAUGGAUCAUAGCUUUCCCCUGUUCAGUCUAUGUCAUGGAAAUAGCUGGUGUUCCUAAUGUUUAGUACACUCAGUGUAGCUGGAGAAUUCUGCAACCCUUGUGCUUUCGUACACUGCUUCAAACCACCUCUUGUAUUUUCAAAGUACAAACCCCAGCAGAAAUAUUUUAUAGGGUUGUAUAGAAAAUACACCUGCUGCUGCUACAGACAGCUGUUAUUGUGUUAAACUGGUGCCAAGGUCCUUAGAGAAAGUAUUUGCCCACCGUUUUAGUCUGGGUUUCUCAAAGCUCUCAGACUCUUUAGUUGUGCCAAAAUGGCACCCUAUUCACUAUAUAGUGCACUACUUUUGAACAGGGCCCAUAGGGCUCUAUGUAGUUGUGCACUAUGUAGGGAAUACAGUGCCAUUGGGACGUAGCCUUUGGAAUUUGCUCACUGGUAAUACAUAAGAAAAUGUUGAAAUGUUAAUGCGGUUUUGUUUGUGUCCCUCAAUCAGGAGAUUCCGUUCUUAUCUAUAUUAUGGUUGUAAGAAGUGCCACAGAAAUAGUUUUCAAGAAGAGACUGUUCUCUCAUUGCUCUCCCUCCUAUUGUGUGGUUUGCCUGUGGGCUAUGCAUCUGGCACUCUAGCAAAGUGUCUGAAUCAUCUUAUGCACACAAAUAUCCUAUAAUCAUAAAGUUAAACAUCAAUCAAUAAAUAAAGCAAUCAAUCAGUUAUAGAGUUAAAACGUCCACUGGAUGACAUGUAGAUAGCAUGAAUAUAUCCUAUAAUGAUUCUAACCUCUCUCUCUGUGUGUCUGUAUGUCUGUCUGUCUGUCUGUCUGUCUGUCUGUCCGUCCGUUUCAGGGGAAGAAGUUUGAGAUCCUGCCUGAUGGCCUUCCGUCGGCCCGUAAGCUGAUCUACUACACCGGUUGUCCCCUGCGGUCCCGCCACCUCCUACAGCUGCUCAGUAACAGCCACCGCCUCUACAUGAACCUGCAGCCUGUCCUCAAACAGGUCCGCAGGCUGGAGGAAAACGAAGGUAAACUACCUGGACACACCUGGUACUCACCUGCCUCGUCAUACGUGGUCAUAACCUGUACCUGGUACCUACCUACCUGGCCAUUCUUCACACUGGAGCAUUCUGGCUACCUACCUGGCCAUGCUUCCAUACUAGAGCAGACUGGCUCUUAUAUGCUGUCUCUCUGCUUCUCUUGUGUCUUUCAGCAUACCUCAACUUAGCCAAUUGUAAUGGUGUAUAUGUUAUGUGUGAGCCUCUCUGACUAACAACAGCUUUGCUACUGCUGUAUCUAACCCUCUGUGUGUGUCUAUCCCUCCUCUCCAGAGAAGAAGCAGUACCGUGAGUCGUACAUCAGCGAUGCGUUGGAGCUGGAUAUGGACGGGCUGGACAAGCGUUCCCGGGCCAGCGGCAGCAGUGCCGGCAGCACCGUGUCUCACCUCAAACACCUGUCACGCCACUCUACCGCCAGCCACGGCAGCUCACACACCUCGGGCAUCGAGACAGACAGCUUCCGGGCCCCCGGAGGGGCCCCACACCGAGCCCUAAGGACCUGCAGCUCCUCAACGACUAGCCAUGGGAGCUCACACACCUCGGGGGUGGAGAGUGGGGGCAAGGAGCGCAUGCUGGAUGAUGAUGGUAAGGCAAACAAUUGCACACACAGCAAGGGAUAUACACAUGGAACACAUACACACAUACACACACAUACACACACACACACACACACACACACACAGACACACAGACACACAGACACACAGAGAGCAAGACUGAAUCUACCUCCUCCCCCUUAAAGAAGUAUAUUCUUCUCUUGUGCAAUGUGGCAAGGCAUUGUUAUUCUGUUCAUCAUGCCUGCUCAGCUAGUGAUCAUCACUGACCCUCUGGGUGUCUGUCCCUCCAGAGAAUAAUAGUAGUGUCUGUCUGUCUGUCUCUUCAGAGAUUGAGAUGUUAGUGGACGACCCUAAAGACUAUGAGGAGCUCCAUGAGCUGGCCCUAGAGUUGAAUCAGGACCUGUGCAUCCACAUCACUGAGGACAUGCUGACCAUGUCCCCUGACCAGACCAACGGAUACUCAGGUAUACAACCACUUCCUCGCUGUAUUCGUUCUCCGUCUAAGGAUAGCCCCUAUCUCAGUGCGUUGAGACGGGUUGAACUGUAAUUUGGCUGGGCAGUCAUUGGAUGGAGUAGUAGUAGUAGUAGUAGUAGUAUUAGGAAGUAGUAGUAGUAGUAUUAGGAAGUAGUAGUAGUAGUAGUAGUAGUAGUAGUAGUAAGUAGUAGUAAGUAGAAGUAGUAGUAGUAAGAAGUAGUAGUAGUAAGAAGUAGUAGUAGUAAGAAGUAGUAGUAGUAAGAAGUAGUAGUAAUAAGUAGUAGUAGUAAGAAGUAGAAGUAGUAAUAAAUGUCAUCCUCUCUGUCUGUACCGUAGGGCUCAUAGUGAAGGAUGUCAGCUCGUCCACCUCCAGUUCCUCUGAGACCGUGGUCAAGAUGAGAGGCCAGAGCAUCGUGUCUCUCCCUCAGGUCAGUGACAGUGACGGCAUCUCCUGUUUGGUACUUACAUUUGAGUUAUUUAGCAGACACUCUUAUCCAGACCGUGACAGUACCCCCCCCUUGACGCGCGGCUCCAGCCGUGCGCCGACUCCGGCCUCGGGGACGCCCAGGAGGGCGCGGCGCCGGGCGCGUAGGAUGACCACGAUGGAAUUCGGUCAUCAGGGACGGAUCCAGAAUAUCCCUCCUCGGCACCCAGCACCGCUCCUCCGGACCGUACCCCUCCCACUCCACGAGAUAUUGGAGACCCCCCAUCCGGCGUCUGGAAUCCAGGAUGGUCCGAACAGUGUACGCCGGAGCCCCCUCGAUCUCCAACGGGGGCGGAGGAGUCUCCUCAAUCUCGAAGUCCUGGAGUGGACCAGCUACCACCGGCCUGAGGAGAGACACAUGGAAUGAGGGGUUAAUAUUCUGGUAAUCAAUAGGUAGUUCUAACCUGUAACACACCUCAUUCAAUCUCCUCAGGACUUUAAAAGGCCCCACAAACCGCCGACCCAGCUUCCGGCAGGGCAGGCGGAGGGGUAGGUUUCUGGUUGAGAGCCAGACUCGAUCUCCAGGUGCGUACACUGGCCCCUCACUGCGGCGUAGGUCGGCGCUCGUCUUUUGUCGACGUAUGGCACGCUGCAGAUGGACAUGAGCAGCGUUCCACGUCUCCUCCGAGCGCCCUACCCACUCAUCCACAGCGGGGGCCUCGAUCUGGCUCUCAUGCCACGGUGCCAGAACCGGCUGAUACCCUAAGACACACUGAAAAGGGGUUAGUCUAGUGGAGGAGUGGCGGAGAGAGUUCUGUGCCAUCUCGGCCCAGGGCACAUAUCUCGCCCACUCCUCCGGCCGGUCCUGACAAUAUGACCUCAGAAACCUACCCACAUCCUGGUUGACUCUUUCGACCUGCCCAUUGCUCUCCGGGUGGUAACCCGAGGUAAGGCUCACCGAGACCCCCAAACGUUCCAUAAAUGCUCUCCAGACUCUGGAGGUAAACUGGGGGCCUCGAUCAGACACUAUAUCCUCGGGUACCCCGUAAUGCCGGAAGACGUGAGUAAAUAGAGCCUCAGCGGUCUGUAGGGCAGUAGGAAGACCCGGCAUGGGAAGGAGACGACAGGCCUUAGAGAACCGAUCCACAACGACCAGGAUGGUGGUAUUCCCCUGAGAGGAGGGAAGAUCGGUAACAAAAUCCACCGAUAGAUGAGACCAGGGUCGCUGUGGAACGGGCAGGGGCUGUAAUUUACCCCUGGGCAAAUGUCUGGGUGCCUUACACUGGGCACAUAUUGAGCAGGAGGAGACAUAAACCCUCACAUCCCUGGCUAAUGUUGGCCACCAGUACUUCAUACUAAGGCAGUGCACCGUCCGGCCAAUACCCGGAUGUCCAGAGGAGGGCGACGUGUGAGCCCAAUAAAUCAACCGAUCCCGGACCUCGAGCGGGACGUACGUCCGACCCACCGGACACUGUGGAGGACUAGGGUCGGUACGUAACGCCCGCUCGAUCUCCGCAUCGACCUCCCACACCACCGGUGCCACCAGACACGACUCCGGUACUAUGGGAAUGGACUCCACGCACCUCUCCUCCGCGUCAUACCGGCGGGACAGAGCAUCUGCCUUCCCGUUCUGGGACCCAGGGAUGUAAGUGAUCUUAAACACAAACCGGGCGAGAAACAUAGUCCAUCGAGCCUGGCGAGGAUUUAGUCUCCUAGCGGCCCGAAUAUAUUCCAGGUUACGGUGAUCGGUCAGAAUAAGGAAAGGGUGCUGAGCCCCCUCAAGCCAAUGCCUCCACACCUUUAGGGCCUGGACUACGGCUAACAGCUCCCUGUCCCCUACGUCAUAAUUCCGCUCCGCCGGACUGAGCUUCUUAGAAUAAAAAGCACAGGGGCGGAGCUUAGGUGGUGUACCCGAGCGUUGAGAUAGAACGGCCCCAAUACCGGCCUCGGACGCGUCUACCUCAACUUGAAACGGUAAAGUGGGAUCCGGGUGCGCCAACACCGGAGCCGAGGUAAACAGGUCCUUCAGUCUCCCAAAAGCCCUGUCCGCCUCAGCCGACCACUGCAAGCGCACCGGACCCCCCUUCAGAAGAGACGUAAUGGGAGCUGCCACCUGUCCAAAACCCCGGAUAAACCUCCUCUCCAAAUUGCCCUGUGGCAGCCUCCUGCUGCCCAGCCGCCCAAGCCAUGUGCCCCCCCCAAAAAAUUUUUUGGGGUUGCCUCUCUUCCAUCCGACGAUGGCCCUGCUGACGCCGUUGCUCCUCUCUCGCCAGGGCCUUGAUCCUUCCCCAAGGUCCCUUGCCCCCGAGCAUGUCCUCCCAGGACCAGAUUUGCCCACCUGGGCCAUCGCCAGCCUCUCUAUCUCCUUACCCGGCGCUUCCUCCCAUGUCCAGUCUCCUUGCUCCUGGACACGCUGCUUGGUCCUUCUACGGUGGGUUUUUCUGUCACGAUCGUCUACGAAAUGAGUGGACCAAGGCGCAGCGUGCGAUACGAACAUGACUUUAUUAAAUUAAAGUACUCAAUACCAAAACAACAAACAAUGACGAUACGUGAAGUCCUCUGUAACACUGACAGAAACAAUGAGUGUAUUCAACUAAAGUAGAUAAAACAAUUAUGAUCAUUGAUUCCUUUACACGAUCAAGUAAAACCUUCAUAAAAAAUAUCCGCUCUCUGCGAAAUCAUUGCUAGAAAGAAUGAAGGAAAAGGUACAACAGAACAUCAGUUUUGACGUAGUUUGUUUAACUUAAUACAUUUGCUGAUUGUUUUGCUUCUGUUCCGUUCCCCAGACCUCCGUGUGCAGGAAGCCUCAGACGUCGACGGACCGCCACAGCCAAUCCCUUGAUGACGUGCGUCUCUACCAGAAGGGCUGCCUCCAGUGGGCGGAGCUAUGCCAGGACACCGCCCACAGCUACACCUUCGGCUGCGCCCAGGAGCUGAGCGACAGCAGCGGUUACCAGGGCAACCUGGCUGAGCAGUGCGCCGGUAUCCGCGGUGACCAGCUUGACGGCUUCCCAAUCAAGAGAACCAGCAAGUACUUUUCCCUGGACCUGACCAGCGAAGAGGUCCCAGAGUUCGUGGUGUGA
Messenger RNA from Coregonus sp. 'balchen', 19333 nucleotides. The record is from the annotation of a GenBank genome assembly. NCBI's taxonomy places the organism in Eukaryota, Metazoa, Chordata, Actinopteri, Salmoniformes, Salmonidae.